This is a messenger RNA of Seriola dumerili (greater amberjack), 3425 nucleotides long. It is a transcript of the gene med26, whose product is annotated as mediator complex subunit 26. Gene Ontology annotation, biological process: positive regulation of gene expression; regulation of transcription by RNA polymerase II. Gene Ontology annotation, cellular component: core mediator complex; nucleus; mediator complex. Lineage: Eukaryota; Metazoa; Chordata; Actinopteri; Carangiformes; Carangidae. The record is from RefSeq and is a predicted model, not a curated record. Gene Ontology annotation, molecular function: transcription coregulator activity. The transcript has 3 exons. The coding region runs from base 274 to 2013 and encodes 579 amino acids.
GCCCGAUGAGAAGGCCGAGGAGGAGGAGGCUACCAGCCGAGGGGGGUAGCCAAUUCCCGGAGAGGAUUUUCUGUACUCGUUGUCUGAAUUCACGAAUACGUGAGGACAGCGAACGAAACUAGAUUUAAAGCAUGAUAAGACAUGACGCCCACUCCCACAGAAGAUCUUCCGUCGGGCCUGUGAGUGUCGGCAGGUUUCCCACCGCCGCCUCGCCUCCUCGGGGGAUCCUGCUGUCUUGAGUCCGUCCUGACCGACCCACGACACCGCCAGGCGAUGACAGCGGCUACAGCCACUCCGCAGGUGAUGAGAGACCGGCUGCUACAGGCCAUCGACGGCCAGAGCAAUCAGAUAUGCAACAUGGUGGUAGUUGUGGAGGUGAUCUCUUUUUUGGAGAAAUAUCCCAUCACCAAAGAGGCACUGGAGGAAACCCGUCUUGGCAAGCUCAUCAACGAUGUUCGGAAGAAAACCAAGAAUGAGGACCUUGCAAAAAGAGCCAAGAAGCUUCUGCGAAACUGGCAGAAGCUAAUUGAGCCAGGGAAGGAUGAGGUGUUGUCCAAAGGACACACUGGUGCAUCAUGGUCUUCCAAUGGUGGUGCUCAUCCCUGCAUCUCCACUCCAGCUGCCACCACACCAUCAGGUAAAACAGGUCCAGAGUUGAAGAACAGAAAUGACUUCAACAACUGCUACUCUCCAAGGGUGGAAAAACCAGGCAACAGGAAACGUAAGGCUAACCAGAGGGAAGGACAGCUCUUGCCAACCAAGAUAUCCAAAACAACUCUUAAUGAUAAAAUACAAAACUCAAAACAGCUGCCAACCAAUGGAAUUGGCAGUAGCUCUGAAAUUUUUACAGAUUCUCAUGCACAUCAGCCUUCAGACAGGGAGAUUUCUGAGCCUUUGGACAAUGACAGGCUAAAUAAAAUCCCUGUCAAUGCUGUUAAACCUCAUCCAAGUGCCCCGGUAUACAGCCAGCCUCUUAGCACUUCUUCUUUGCUAAAAGCAUCCGUUCUGCAGCAGCAAGCCAGACAGGAGCUAGCUGCCUCUGGAGGGCAGUAUCGACCCAGAACCCCUCGCUGUUCCUUGCAGAGUCCUCAAACUCCAAAGCAGGAAGCUGUUGUCAAACAAACUGCAACCCAAGCACAGAGUGAGCCUCGUCUUUCUAGCCCCACUCUGAGGCCUGGGUCUGUGGACACCUCUGGGCUGGGGCCUUCUCCUCAGGCUUUAAAUGUCUGUGUUCAGGGUUUGCACACUGACGGGUUGGGGUCUGCAGAUUUAGACUCUCAAAGCAGGCCUCCCAAUACGUCUCUUCACAAUUCAACUGCCUCCCCCUGCAGUGACGGGGUCAGUUUGGAAGAUGAUGGUGCUGUUGGCAAUACAGGGAAAAGGAAAAGACAGAAAUACAGGCCUAAAGACUAUGUGGUGAAUUUAGAUGGACAGACUGUAGUUGAUAGCACUAAACCAGUCAGGUUAAAAGAUAGGAGGCUGACAUUUGACCCUGUAACAGGGCAGAUCAAAACCUCCUUCCAUAAGGAGUCUUGCCAGGAGGGGGAGGUCAGACUGGGGCACAGACCUGAACCUCAGUGGUCAGAACAGCCGAAGCAGAAUCCAUCUGUCCCUCCCAGUCCCUUCCAGCAGACAGACUGGAAAGAGCUGUCGAGGAGCGAAAUCAUCCAGUCGUACCUUAGCCAGCAAAGCAAUGUGCUGACAUCAUCAGGCGCCCACACCCCGGGUGCACAUUUUUUCAUGACUGAGUUCUUGAAGAAAGAGGAACACCAAAGUAAAGACACCAAGGAAACACACGUGUUGGCACCAGAACGAUCAGCCAAGGAUUUACCAGGGGUUAGCAGAGAGGUCAACAACGAAGACCUCAGCAGAUUACAUGCACAACACUGGUCCGGAGUUAAUGGCUGCUAUGACACAAAGGGUAACUGGUAUGACUGGACGGAGUGCAUCUCCUUGGACCCACAUGGAGAUGAAAGCAGGCUGAACAUACUGCCAUACGUCUGUCUGGACUGAAACAGAGGUCAGGUUUCUGAAUUGGAAGGUGUAAGCUGCCUUCAUCGUACAUGUGUGAAGGCACUUCUGUAAGUGUAAGCUGCUGUUUUGCACUGUUAGUGAAAAUGGAAUAAAUAUGCUGCCUGCUCGGGUGUGUGUUGGAGCACAGGGUGUGUAAUCAGUGUUUUUAUGAGUUUGUGAACAUUGUGUGAGGACAGCACGAAGGGAAAAGGCUAUGCAUUAUCUGCCCAUGUAGUUGUUGGUGUUCAGUAACUGUAAAGAUUGAGAUUCCAAUACCUGCCCUUCUUUGUACUGUAGAGAAACAUCACAUUAAACUGCACAGCCACAAUUUAUUCAUCUUAUGUUAUCGACACGCCUUGCGGAAUGUGACAGAAUUUUCUGCUUCUUAUCAUAUUUAGUUCACAGUGCAGUAUUUUUUCAUUUCAAGUUUAGUUCAAUUUUAUGUUUUAAAAAAAUCUGUGACCUAGUGGGAUAUAUAAUUGGAACAUACAUUUGAGAGAUAAAUUUACCAGUGGUUUUUUGUUGGCAUUGGUCGUGUCUUGAACAAGGCUUUUUAGCUGUAAAAGCUGAAAUGAAUGCUAUAUUCAAGUAGCUAUCAUUACCAUAAGUAUUAACUGUUGUUGCUGUGAAAAAUAUUUCUCACUGCAGCUUUUAGAACCAUUUUUCCCCCAUUGCACGACUGUCUUAUGCUGCGACUUUUAGCAGAAUGAAUAACUGACAAAUCAGUCUUAAAACAUUGGAAUUUAUUAUAAUUUUUUUUUUUUUUGCGUUUUAAAUACUGUUAAAUAAAGUGACACGAAACUGCCAGAUGUGACUGUGCAGAAAAGAAAGGCUUGUAAUGGGCUAGAACGAUAUAAGCUGAUUAAAAAAAUGUGGCUGUCAUGUAUGAUAUUUAUUUACAUCCACAUAUUCAUUUUGAGAUUUAUAUACAUGUUCAGCCUACACUGAAUAAUCGUUUUCUUUACUCAGAAUCGGUUCAGUGACGCAGCAGUGGCAGUCCAGACUUUCCCUGCUGAUACACCAACCUAUCUUACACAGGGAAAUGCUCUAAAAUGACACAUUUUGAUAACGUGAACUAACUUUAUUUUAUACUUGCCUUUUCCCUUUACUGUGUAUUUAGGUUGUAAAAUAUGAAUUGAAAUGGCAGAGAGAUUACGCCACUAGCUUGCAUCUUUGUACUGUCAGGAAGAACUGAAAUAUAAAUUGACAUGCUGGAUAAAGUACUUAAUAUCAUUCCUUUAGAUAUUGUUUGCCUUAUGGAAACCUGUGUUUUCCCUAAAGACGGAGCCUUAGUGAAUGUACAGAAAUUAGCCUUUUGUGUUCAGUUGAAUGCAGAAGAGAACAUAUUUGCUACUUAGUCCUUUUAAGUGGACAUGUUGAUAUGUGUUAAUAAAAAAAUUAAGGAACUGUGA